This is a messenger RNA of Uranotaenia lowii, 1342 nucleotides long. RefSeq names its product cleavage and polyadenylation specificity factor subunit 5 (gene Cpsf5). The record is from RefSeq and is a predicted model, not a curated record. Gene Ontology annotation, cellular component: mRNA cleavage factor complex. NCBI's taxonomy places the organism in Eukaryota, Metazoa, Arthropoda, Insecta, Diptera, Culicidae. Bases 246 to 941 code for a protein of 231 amino acids. The transcript is spliced from 6 exons. Gene Ontology annotation, molecular function: mRNA binding.
CGACAAAGCUGUCAUUUCUUCCGGAGCCUCAAGAAAAGUGCAUUUUGAACAGUUAGCUGUGCGAAAAACUUUUUAAACACAAAUAAUUCACUAAAUACGGUUCAUUUAAACUGUAAAAUUAAACUGAUCGCGCCAGGAACUAGUGUAGUGUAAAAUUUUGAAUUUAAAAAGUGCAGGAAACCGAGUUCCGGACAGAAAAACGAUCGAUAAAGUGAACGCUCAACAAACAGGAAAGAAAAUCAAAGAUGGCAGCCACAACGUCCGUAAACAAACCGGGUGCCGGUUGGCCCCGGAGAACAAGCCAGGGCACCAUGAACGACAUCAACAAACAGGCGACCAAUCAAUCGAUGACCCUCAACAGGACAAUUAAUUUAUAUCCACUGACUAAUUACACAUUCGGCACAAAGGAACCGCUGUUCGAGAAGGAUCCCUCAGUGCCGGCUAGGUUCCAGCGAAUGCGGGAUGAGUUUGAUAAAAUUGGAAUGCGUCGAUCGGUUGAGGGUGUCCUAUUGGUCCACGAACACGGUCUUCCCCACGUGCUGCUUCUUCAACUGGGAACGACAUUUUUCAAACUUCCCGGAGGUGAACUGAGUGCCGGCGAAGACGAGGUCGAAGGUCUCAAGCGGUUACUCACCGAGACUCUCGGGCGGCAGGAUGGCGUCAAGCAGGAUUGGAUCGUCGAGGACACCAUUGGAAAUUGGUGGAGGCCCAAUUUCGAACCGCCACAGUAUCCCUACAUCCCACCGCACAUCACCAAGCCAAAGGAACACAAGCGGCUGUUUUUGGUGCAGCUCCACGAGAAGGCUCUUUUUGCCGUACCCAAAAACUACAAGCUAGUAGCAGCACCCUUGUUUGAACUGUAUGACAACUCCCAAGGAUAUGGCCCGAUUAUAUCCUCUCUACCACAAGCGCUGUGCCGAUUCAACUUUAUCUACAUGUAAGCGCCAUGUCGCCGCCACCACCAAUCCAUUCCCCAUUUGGAUGCCCCGUUUUAAGAUUUGGUGAAACAAAAAGGUAAUCCUUGAUGAGAUCUGCAAAACUGGUGGACCAGUUUUAUCUCCUUGAACCUAACAUGCUCCUAGAAAACUAUGUACACGAGAUGGAUACGCGUGCUAACCAGUAAGUUCGACAUUUAUUUCCUUUUUCUUCCCCUAUCUCUUUUAUGUGGUUAUUAUAAAACGGCUAGCUGGUGAAAAUAACUGCAAAACACACACUAGCAUCAAAUCCACAGAUUGCACUUUCGAAAUAACUGCUAAGUAUGAUAGUAGUAGAUAAUGAAGUAUUUCGAAACAAACCAACCAACAGAAAUAAUAACAACAAUAAAAAGUGAAAUUGUACAAAA